This is a messenger RNA of Daphnia pulex (common water flea), 6441 nucleotides long. Its product is annotated as maternal protein tudor-like. NCBI's taxonomy places the organism in Eukaryota, Metazoa, Arthropoda, Branchiopoda, Diplostraca, Daphniidae. The record is from RefSeq and is a predicted model, not a curated record. The coding region runs from base 177 to 6224 and encodes 2015 amino acids. The transcript has 10 exons.
UUCGCCUCUUUUCUUUCGGCUGCUCCCUGCUCACUGCUCACUCAGUUUGCAUUUUGCCAUAAUUUGUUCAAUUUUAUCCCUCCUCUGAACACAACGUCUACCGAGUCUUAGAAAUUUGUUCUUCAAGAUCGCCCUUGAGUUAAUUUAACUAUUUGGGUGUGUUUUUCUCAUCCGGAAUGGCGGGCGUUAGUUACUUCAACGUCUACGUAACGCACGUGGUCGAAACCGUGGAAUGCCAGGAGAAACCCAACUAUUGCAACCUCAUUUUUUGGGGUCAAAAAGAUCGCGGAUUAUCAGCUAAGAUGGAAGAACAGAUUGCAGCAUGCAACUUUGAUGCUUCCCCUCGACCCUUGCUCACUGAUCUCAAGAAAGAGAAGCAUUUCUGUGUCCUAGUUAACAACAGUUGGGUCAGAGCCACCAUCAGCGAUUAUUCUGUUGAUAGAAAUGGGAACCUCGAAGUAUUCUGCAUUGAUUAUGGCCAUACUGUCAUGGUUCCGCUGGCUUGCAUCAAACUUAUUCCUUCCACCCUGCCCUUCAUCAGUUCCUGCCAUCCUUUGGCCACAAAGUUUCUUUUAGCUGAUGUUGUGAUAGAAAAGGGUAUACGGGGAAAAGAACCAGUCCUUCAGUACUUACAAAGAAACAUAGCUAACAAGAAUGUCAAAGCUGUGUCCCUGGGUAUCCGAGAUGACUUUGAGGGAGUAAGAAUCUAUUCAUAUGAGGUGCUUGUUGCAAAGCUAUUGGUGGAAAGUCUCCUCGGAACUCCAGCGGCUACUUACAUUGAUGCUGUUAAACAACCUGUACCUAAUCACCGCCAACUUUCCGUCACAUCAAUCUCACCACCUCCCAUGACGAAUUCGCACCACAGGGCACGCUCUGUGAUGUCGGUGAGUCACAAGAUGCUGAACGCUGCCUCAUCUCAAAGCAAAGCAUUUCCUGGUGUAUCGUACACGGCUUCCUGUUUGGAGAUGAAUGUGAUCCACACAGUCAUGGUAACUUUUGUGCAGAACGGACCACACAAAUUCGUUAUUCAGCGCAAAAACAGUGACGCUGUGGAAAAACUGACCAACCUUUCAAAGAAGUUAUCCGAGUUUGCCGCUCUCAACUCCAAAACUCUGGUAAAUGUCGAUCGUGGCACCCCCUGCAUCGCAAUCUCCUCUCGAGAUAAGCUGUUCCAUCGCGGCAUAAUUACGCUGGUCGAAGACGUCAGAUACGCCAAUGUGUAUUUCGUCGAUUAUGGCUACUCUGAACUGGUUGAUCUGCAAUCUUUGUUCGAAAUCCCAGCCGACUUCAUCUCCAUCGAAUUGUUCGCUUAUCGCGUUGCGCUGGAAGAUGCCGCAAGCUUGACCUUCGACAAAGUUUCGGAAAAUUUUACAAGAUUGGUUUUGUACCAAACCUUUAAAUGCCAUGUGACCAGAGAAACUAUGCCGCAAUCGGUCAUUCUUAUGGAUGAUGCUGGUCGUACCGUCAAAGAUUUAGUCCUUGCAUCAGUAGCAGAUUCCAGACCACCACUCAACAUUUCUGAAUUACUAAAAACAGCGCCACUAUCUCCUAUUACCGCUGCUGGGAAUAUCAAGGUUGCCACAGUGGAAGUCGGGGCAGUGGAAGAUCUUUUCGUUACUUGCGUGGGUUCUCCUGGAAAAUUUUUUGGCCAGUUUGAAAGACGUCCCGUGGUAGAGUUGAAUGCUCUUAAGAGCGAACUAGAGUCCACCUAUUCAAGCUGCAUUCCAGGUCAGCCAUCACAGAUUCCUUUGCUCUAUGCUGACGUCAAGAGUCACAUUGGAGACUACGGGGUUAUCAAAUGGUCAUCCGACGGCCAUUUCUAUCGAGUCCAGAUUGUCGAGGAGUUCGCCCAUGAUGUGGCCAUCACUUUUGUUGAUUACGGGAACAAUAUCAGAGUUUGUCGUCAGGAAAUCUGGGCCCCGGCUAGCAGCCUUAAGUGGUUUUCCAGACCAUCGUUUGGAAUCAAUUGCAUCGUUCCUGGAAUAACUUUAACUGAAAACGAAUGGGCUCUCCUGGUCAAUGACAAAUCAGUUCGUGUUAAGCUCGGCCAGCCCAAUAAUAAAGUUUAUCCGGCUACCUUCGUGAAUAUGUCCUUCAAUAACGUCAUCCGCCCACUAAGUGCAUGCUCCAAUCUAUCACCAAUAGCUCAAGAAUUUGAUCCAGUUAGAGGUGCGGUGCCACAGGUCACGAAUCGUAAACUUGAAUUUGAUGCUCCAGGCCAGUCAGGGUUGCGGAAUGCCAUCCCUAAUAUUGUCGUGGAAAAUGGCCAAAUGCCCAAUCACAGCCUCUUAGAAGAUUCGUGGGGUAUUCCAGUUCUUAAAAACAAUGUUCUUGAAGAUUCAUGGGGUAUACCGAUGCAGUCCACGAAGGCUAUAACAGUGGAACCACCCCGGCAGAAAAGUGACCGUGUUUCUUCGGUGAGUUCCACUCGUUCCAGUGCCGGCCGGAAUCCAGAAGAGAAAAUGGAUUGGGAAAGCGCUGAGCCGAAGGAGUUACCCAGGGAGCCUACACCCAUCUCUCGGCCACUUGAAAUCCCCAAGCGGGUUAUGCCAAUUUCACAGCCCACAAAACUUGUUUAUCCACAUCAAACAGGAUUGGAAGGCGCAACCAAAAACCUUGAAAUUGUUUUCGUCGAGGACCCGAACAGCUUUUACUGCCACUUAAUCGAGGCUGUUCCACUUCUCGAAAAGUUAAUGGACAAUUUGGCCACUGCGUACUUGGCCGCUCCUAAAGAGCCUCUUGGUUGCAUUGAAGUGGGUGUGGCCUGUGUCGCCCAGUAUACCGAAGAUAAUAACUGGUACCGCGGCCAAAUUUUGAACGUUGGAGCAACGGAAGUUGAAGUGCUAUUUGUAGACUACGGCAACAAGCAGCGUACCCCCGUAACUCUACUGAAAGCGAUUGAACAGGAGUUUGUCAAACUACCGGCUCAGGCUUAUCAUUGCUCCUUGGCGGGCGUUCAAGACUGCUCACGUUCCUGGACUUUACAAGAUAAGACGCUUUUGGAGGAAGCUGGCAUGGGCAAACCGCUCAAAACUACAGUUUCUGAUCACCGUGAAAAUGAUAAAUACCUCGUCCGCCUGGUGGAUGAAAGUACUCGUCCUCAAGUCGUGAUCAACGAUCUUUUCGCUCCGCCUCGCGAAAUCGUUCCUGUUCCUGAUGUUUUCAGUUAUUCGUCGCUUCCCACUUCUGAUCUGACGAAUGUCAACGUUGUUUGGUUUUCCAAUGUUGGUCGUUUCUUCUUAAGUCCUGACAAUCUCGAAUCGUAUCAGCAUGAUUUAGACCAGUUAGAAGAACAUUAUUCGGCCUUGUCUGGUGAUGAGCUCGUUGAGGAUUCACCGUGCGUCGGCCUUCCCUGUGUUGUCAAGUUCAAAGACGAUGGACGCUUUUAUCGGUCUGAAAUUCUAUCGAUCCGUGGAUCAUUCGCUAACGUGAUUUUUGUUGAUUACGGCAACGAGCAGGAAACUGCCCUGAAAGAGUUAAAGCGAAUUCAUCCACGUUUCUUGAAGUUUCCUCAAUUGACUUGGCAAUGUAGAUUGAACAACGUCAUCAUGCCAGAUUCGGAAAUCUUUUACAGUCAAGAUUUGAAGGAUCAUAUAAAAGCUUGCUUUCCUGAAGGACUUAUCCUUGGAGCUCGUUUUCAUGAACCUACAGGCGGUGUUUAUCCUGUGGAUUUAGCCGUACCAGAUAUUGGAGACGCCGCUAAUUAUUUAGUGAAAAACAAAGUUCUUUGUCGUCACAAUACCUGCAUGGGUCAAGAAAAAGAAGUGAAAUUUCCUCCACAGAAUUUUGAUUUCGUUCCAGACGAGAUAAUCUCAACUACUGCCUUUUUGCCUUUUGUCAAAACACCGCUGGAAUUUUGGAUCCAGUUGGAAUCGGAAUCGGUCGAAGCUAUCAUGGAACAAUCGGAUAAACUCGCCACUGAGCCCGACUUUCUAAAUAACAAGAGCAACUUCGUUCCGGUCGUUGGCAAAUCCUGCCUCGCUUUCUUUGCUGAAGAUGAGCGUUGGUAUCGGGCUACUGUGGAAUCUUUGGAGCAAAACUCGGCCAUUGUCUACUAUGUAGACUAUGGAAAUACUAACAGCGUUGGACUGGAACACCUGAGAGAUCUGCCACCAUUACUUGCGGAGAAACCACCCAUGGCUUUCAAGUGCUGUUUGGCUGGAGCCGAGUCUCCCAUUUCCAAGGAAGUUACGGAAGCUUUUCUUGCUCUUGCAUUGGACCUUGUAGCCACCGUCAAGGUGGUCAAAGUGGUCGACGAGAUUUUGCAUGUUCGUCUCUGCAACACGGCUGAUGGUGUCGACUUGGGAGAGAAGAUUCAGCUGCCCACCAAACCGGUAGAAUUGGAGGUUUACGUGUGCUACUCAAUUUCUCCAGAUAGGUUUUGGGUUCAGCGGAAGGAAGACGAGAACAGAAUAGCAGAGAUUCAGAAUCAACUCGGACUAGAGCUGCAGGGGCCAAAUAUGGGAUCAUUCCAGCUACAAGGACAUCCGGUUGCUGGACAAAUGUAUGCUGUCUUCCACCCGGUUUAUGAAAACUUGUAUCGAGCUCUUGUCAAGUCUUUCGAUAGCUUUUCUGGACUUGCUGAAAUUCAGUUCGUUGACUACGGAGAUGAUCAUAAAGUUUCCGCGAAGGAUUUUCUCCAUCUGCCAGAAAAUUUGAAAAAAAUCCCGCCCAUGUCGUUCGAAUCCUGCUUGAACCUUCAAUCGAGACCGAAGCACUGGCCAGAAGAGGCGUUGAAGUACUUCAUCUCAAUUUGCUCUCCAGAAAUCGUCUUUCAAGCCAAACUUGGAGUUAAAGCUGACGGCAUUCAACAAAUUGAUUCGCUGCAAGCUCAGGAAGAAAACGUCAUCGAAGUGUUGAAUUCCAAAAUCAAGCAGUCUCAAUUGGAGCAAACUGGAAGAGUUUUUGGCAUCCUGGAAUCGGUUUCUAAAUCUUUGAAACAAGUAGAAACGCAGAUGCAUCCAGUAAUCCGACCUAGCACGGAGCUGAUCAACGAUAUGAAUGGAAUUCCCGGUCAAGUCAUUUCGUCCAAAGCCAUUGUUGUUUGCCUGAAUUCACCCACUGCCGUUUGGCUUCAUUUGGAUCCCUCUGCUGCCGAUGACAUCAUGAACUCCAUCAAACAAUACACGCAGCAGCCGGAAUUCGCCCAGAUUUGCCCGCUCGAACCAGUCGUAGGAGUCUCUUGUUUGGCUCUUUUCCCCGACGACCAACUUUGGUAUCGCGCUGUUGUCGAAUCUGUGGAUCAAAGCUCGGUCACUGUCAAUUACGUCGACUUUGGAAAUUCAUCGCCUGUUGGUGGGGACCAACUUCGACCUAUUCCCCCAGCGCUCGUGGUGAAACCUGCACUGGCGUUCAAGUGCGCGCUGGAUGGAGCUGACAGAGUAACGGACAAUUUGCCGUCCACUAAAAAAUGUCAGGAUGCUCUCUUCGAUCAAUUACUUUCUGUAACGUUUGUUGAGAAAACGCAGAAGCACAUCUUUGUGAGAUUGCGGGAUUCGGAUGGUCACGAUUUGAACGAGAAACUGGGUCUACCUACUGCACCCACCAAUGUGAGACUGGAAAAUCAACGAACGAAUGCUUCAUCGACCCUAGUCAGCACGCGACCUAUUCCAGGAGCAGAAGAUGUCAGAGUGUCAUACAUCAAGUCGGCUGGCAUGUUUUGGAUCCAACGCGAGAGCAAUUGUGAAGAAAUUGAACAAAUCCGAGACACUCUUAGGCCAUUGGACAGCAACGACUCGCCGAAUGUGCCACCACUCAGCGUGAAAGAAAACGUUCUCUACGCGGUUAUGCAUCCGGAAUACAACCGCUUCUACCGCGCCCGAGCUAAUCAAAUCAACGGAGACUGUGCCGAGGUGUAUUUCUUGGAUAUUGGAUACACCGAUUGGGUCCCGCUGUCUAGCAUUCGUCCCUGCCCGGCUAUUUUGAAGUACAUUCCAGCCAUGGCCAACGAAUGCACGUUUCGAUCGCCCAUCUAUCCGGAUCAGUACAGCGAAGAGAUUCGGAAAGCUUUCAGUGAUGCAACCGAAGGCGUUGUCUGUCAGGCUGUUUUCAGCGGUCCACAACCGAGCCAAGGCAUUCAGUGCAUCGAAUCGCUUUUUGCCAAAGGCGUCAAUGUGGGCAAUCUCCUUUAUAAUUUGAUUUCGUCAAUCGCCCCACAAUCAGGAACGUCGGGCGGGUUUGGCAAUUUACCAUUAUUCCCCAGCAAACAGCAAAGAGGGCUUUGAAAAAAAAAAGUUGAUGAUUUCAGAAGUUUUAUGUUGUUUUUUUGAACAAUAAAAAAAUGUGCUGUUGAUUCUCAUUACUACGUAUAUACCCAAUUAUGUGUUGGAACCAAAAUCCAUUCUUCAUUCCUCCGAUUAUCUUUUGCAUCCAAAAUUGUUCAUUCCUCGUCCCAAUUCUGUGUUGGACCCAGAAUUUUAAUACAUCAUUUCCGUUUUCAAA